Molecule: messenger RNA, 720 nt
Organism: Volvox carteri f. nagariensis
Lineage: Eukaryota; Viridiplantae; Chlorophyta; Chlorophyceae; Chlamydomonadales; Volvocaceae
Exons: 4
Coding region: 1-720 (239 amino acids)
Biological process (GO): protein folding; protein peptidyl-prolyl isomerization
Molecular function (GO): peptidyl-prolyl cis-trans isomerase activity
Source: RefSeq, a predicted model, not a curated record
AUGGAGAACCCAAGGGUAUGGUUUGAUAUCCAAAUAGGUAGUGAGGCCGCCGGCCGCGUAGUCAUGGAACUCUUUGCUGAUAUUGUCCCGCGCACGGUUGAGAACUUCCGUGCGCUUUGCACUGGUGAGAAGGGAAUUGGUAAAUCUGGCAAGCGGCUACACUACAAAGGUUGCGUCUUCCACCGUAUCAUUCCCGAGUUUAUGUGCCAGGGUGGGGACUUCACAGCGGGUGACGGGACCGGCGGCGAAUCUAUUUACGGGGAGCGCUUUGAGGACGAGCGCCCGGGCCUAGCUGUGAAGCAUGACAAGCCAGGGAUCCUAUCCAUGGCGAACGCGGGGCCUAACACGAACGGGUCACAAUUCUUCAUUUGCACGGUUCCGUGCCCCUGGCUGAACGGCAAGCACGUUGUCUUCGGUCGUGUGGUGGAGGGGAUGACCACCGUGAAGCGCAUGGAGGUAGUGGGCCAACGGAGCGGCAAGCCAAGUCGGCGCGUCACUAUUACCGAUUGCGGGCAGGUGCGAGUUUCGGGAAGGGUGUGUUAUGCUUGCCGCGAGGGCCCUAUUGGACACACUAAUCAACGGGCUGCGAUGUCUUCUGCGGUGGUUUUAUUUACUAUGCCUCUUGUUUUAUUGAGUCGCAGCAUACGUGGUGACUGUGAGUUUAUGCUUGUCACUGAUCUCCUGCCGCGCAGUUUCCGAGCAAGCUGCAAACGAUGCUGA